AACCGGAAGCGUAGUUGAACGUUCCCUUCACACAGUUAUGGACCAUAUUGACAAUGAUAUGCAGGGUACGGAUGGGCCAUUAGGUGGUCCUGAUGUCAGGAGGAGGAUCCCAAUCAAACUUCUUCCAAAGCAGGCCAGAAAUAAACCUGCCCCGCGACCCCAGAGACCAACGGGACGGUUACAAUCCAAAAGCCAUUCUGCAGAGGAAGGUUUUAACUUUAAGAAGGAGGACCGGUUUGAUUGUGGUGUCAAAUCAGGAGAUGCUUUUGCAAGCCAGCGUCGCUUUCCACAGCAGCUUUACUGGGAUUACAAGCUAACCUUGAUCGGUGAAAAGGAUGAGACGCCUAUUCAUUGCUGUGACAAAUGUGGACUGCCGAUUAAAACAUAUGGCCGCAUGAUCCCAUGUAAGCACGUUUUCUGCUAUGACUGUGCUUUACAUCAUGAGAGGAAGGGUGAUAAGAUGUGUCCAGGUCUAAACAUGUACAGCUGUACAGACCCGGUCCAGCGGAUUGAGCAGUGCCAGCGUGGCUCUCUCUACAUGUGCAGUAUUGUUCAGGGUUGCAAACGGACCUAUCUGUCCCAGAGGGACCUGCAGGCUCACAUCAACCACCGGCACAUGCGCUCUGGCAAGAGCUCCAGCAGCCGCUCUGACUCUCUCCACCUUCCUCCCUCUGAAGUGUCCGACCGCUUCCGCGUACCUCCACCUCACCUGCCCAAACCCCACGUACUCAUCCCUCCACCUCUUGGCCAUCCCGGACACGACCCAUACGGCCCACCUCCUUCUGCUCAUGAUGACCUCAGACCUCAAGGACAGCCACCCGGAGACAUGGGCCCAUCCCGGUCCCUCUCACAGGAGACCUUCCGAAUCUCAACUGUCACCACUCGAAAACACAGCAACCUCAUCACUGUUCCAAUCCAGGAUGAUUCCGGCUCCGGACCAUCCCGAGACCCACUCUCUCAACCCGGAAAUCCUCCCCCACCUCACCAUCAUCCCGGAGACUACCCGGGUCAGCCUGUCGUGGCUCAUCCACACCACAUGAUGGCGCCGCCUCAACAGCAUUACGGACCGCCUCCGCCACCUCCACCCAUCAGUCACCCCAUGCCACACCCAGGACAAGGCUCCAACACACCCCAUAUGGUCUUUAAUCAAGCCCCUCCCCCGCUAUCAUCAGUCCCACCUCCGAUAACCCCACCCCCCGGACACCUUAUUGGUCAGAUGCCACCAUUUAUGAACCAUCCUCCACCCGGGCCACCCCCACAGCAUGGCGGACCCCCAGUCAACGCCCCGCCACCCCAUCAUUACAACCCUCAGUUUGUAGAGGACAAGAACACACUCAGCCCGCCGUUCAACCAGCCAGGAGGGUUGAGUCCUGGGAUGUGGCCGGCCCCUAGAGGCCCCCCACCACGAAUGCAGGGUCCCCCUCCGCAGGGACAGAUGCCGGGGCCCCAUCACCCAGAUCAGGGCAGAUACAGACCGUAUUACCAGUAAUAAUGUGGAUUUGAUUUUUUUUUCUUUGUUGUUGCCGAAUAAAGUGAUUUAGUUUGUCAAGCUGGCAGGGAUUCGAUUGCAUAUUUUAUAGUCUGAAAACUAUUAACUGUAUAGCAAAGAUCUGUACUUACUGAAUGGUGUUUUAAAAACCUUGUCAUCGUCAGAUAUUCAAACUUUUACUUUUUAAUAAUCGAGCCCAUACAUGCUGCAUUUUUAGGGGCUUUUGUUGAUUGUUGAAUGUGGUGUUUCUUGAAUGUAUUCGAAAUUAAAUGUACAAAUUCAA
Danio aesculapii is the source of this 1772-nucleotide messenger RNA. It is a transcript of the gene cbll1, whose product is annotated as Cbl proto-oncogene-like 1, E3 ubiquitin protein ligase. The coding region runs from base 38 to 1489 and encodes 483 amino acids. Gene Ontology annotation, molecular function: ubiquitin protein ligase activity. NCBI's taxonomy places the organism in Eukaryota, Metazoa, Chordata, Actinopteri, Cypriniformes, Danionidae. The record is from RefSeq and is a predicted model, not a curated record. The transcript has 6 exons. Gene Ontology annotation, biological process: regulation of cell adhesion; protein ubiquitination.